Papaver somniferum (opium poppy) is the source of this 2170-nucleotide messenger RNA. Its product is annotated as protein IQ-DOMAIN 1-like. Gene Ontology annotation, molecular function: protein binding. NCBI's taxonomy places the organism in Eukaryota, Viridiplantae, Streptophyta, Magnoliopsida, Ranunculales, Papaveraceae. The transcript has 6 exons. Bases 361 to 1872 code for a protein of 503 amino acids. The record is from RefSeq and is a predicted model, not a curated record.
GUUCCCUAAAAUUCAAAAUUUUUAAUUCAGUUUGUUUCUCUGUUUUCAUUUGGGACCAAGUUUCUUAACUUCCAAAUUCUUUUGGGGUCCCACUUCUGAUCGUUGAAAUUUCUAUUCUCUUCUCUUCUCUUCUCUUCUCUGUUCUCUCCUAAUUGGUUAUUGAAAGGAUCAUUUCAGUUUUAUUAUUACAAAGACAGCUUCUUUCUAACUUGCAAUAACUGAUUUGCUCCAAUAUCUCCAGAGAGACAGAGACAGAGACGGAGGGAGAGAAAGAGAAAGAGAGAUUCAGUUUCAGAUAUCUGUCUGGGUCAUUCAUCUUCAUUCCUCAUCAGAGAUCAAUUGAGGAAUGAUAAGAAGGUUAUGGGGAAAAAAGGGAAAUGGUUUACAGCAGUAAAGAAGGCAUUUGGUUCUGAAUCCAAGGAGAAGAAAGAACAGAGAAGAAAUAAGAAGAAGAAAUGGUUUGGGAAACAAAAACAGGAAAAUCUAUCUACGUUGACGGUAGAAAAUGAGCCAACACCACCUUCACCUCCUCCACCACCUCAAGAGGAGAUUAAAGUAGUGGAAAUUGAGGAUGAACAGGCCACUAAUGCGCGUAAGCUUGCAGUUGCCAGCGCUGCUGCAGCUGAGGCAGCCGUUGCCGCUGCACAAGCUGCUACUGAGGUUGUUAGACUCACAAGUGCAGCGGCUUCGCGAGAAUCUGGGAAAUUGAACAAAGAUGCUGCUGCAACUAAGAUUCAAACAGCAUUCCGGUGUUAUCUGGCGAGGAGGACCUUACGAGCACUAAGAGGGUUGGCUAGGUUGAAGACGUUGAUGGAUGGACAAUCUGUCAAAAGACAGGCCACCACCACCUUAAGGUGCAUGCAAACUCUAGCUCGCGUGCAGUCCCAAAUCCGGGCAAGGAGAAUCAGAAUGUCUGAGGAGAAUCAGGCUCUACAGAAGCAACUCCAGCAAAAACAUGAAAAAGAGCUAGAGACUAUGAAGGCUUCUAUGGGAGAUGAUUGGGAUGUCAGUGCGCAAUCUAAAGAGCAACUUGAAGCAAAACAGAUACACAAACAAGAAGCUGCUAUGAGAAGGGAAAGAGCUUUGGCGUAUGCUUUUGCUCACCAGCAAACAUUGAGGAACUCUGGUAAAGCUGGGAACCCAACAUUCAUGGACCCAAACAAUCCUCACUGGGGAUGGAGUUGGUUAGAGAGAUGGAUGGCAGCCCGUCCAUGGGAGUGUAGAAGUUUAGCAGAGAAUAAAGAACCCAACAGUGAUCAAGGAUCUGUAAAGAGUGUAAGCCGUGCCGCAGGAGCUGCAGAAAUCAGCAAAGUUAUUGCUCGACGUGAACUCAAUCCGGAUAAAGGUUCCCCAACAGCUCAAAAGCUGAAUCGCAUAUCCAACCGCAAUUCAGUUUCAACUCCCCCAUCAAAGGCAACAUCGCCAGUAUCCGUAGCCAGGAAACUGAAACCUGCAAGUCCCCGCAGCAAUGGUGCAUGGACCCCAGAUGAGGAUUCAAGAAGCGUAGCCAGUGUGCAAUCGGACAAGCCAAGACGUACCAGCGUUGCCGGUUCUUCAGUGCGCGACGACGAGGGUUUAGCUAGUCCACCGGCUUUCCUCCCUAGCUACAUGGCUCCCACUGCUUCAGCAAAAGCCAGAACCAGACUGCAAAGCCCAUUAGGAAUUGAAAAGAGCGAGACAGCGACACCGGAAAGAGGGCCAGUAGAAUCAGCAAAGAAACGACUAUCGUUCUCAGGAUCCCCGAAAAGUGCAGUGGGGCAGCAAAGAAGAUACUCAGGACCACCAAAGGUAGACAGCAGUCCUCCAAUGAAAGACAUUGCAGUGCACACUGAACAAUUGAGUGUGGGCAGUGGAGGAAAAAGCAACAGAUAGUGUAAACUAGCUUUGGUUGUUUGUUGAUACAAAUAUUUUUUCCCAUUUUUCUUUUUUGGUUUCUUGAGAUUCUCUGUAAGUAGAGAUUGAUUGAUUUAUUCUUCUUGAGGGGUGAUUGGUUCUUUCAUUUGUCUAGUUGUAUUUUUUGGGUUCUUAGGCAUUUUGUGAUCAAGAAAGAACCCAAAUUUAAUCUCUGUGAGAAUUUACUACUGGUCAAUUUGAAAGGUUGUGAUUUGUUCAUUUUGAUGGGUUUGUAUAAACAGUUAAUAUGACAUAUAAUAAGAUUAUUUGUUCAUAA